CUCAUUCGAGAAGCAACUGACAUCUCAACAAAAAUAUGAAGUGCUGCGGAGUAAUUCUUUUUGUCUUGGCUGUCUUCGUCUGCCAGAAUGAAGCCAGUGUCUCUCCGGUAAUGAGCCAUCUGAAUGAGACCGUGCAGAGCGUGCAGAACGCCUUGCAAGAGCGCAAGGGUCGUGUCGCAGAAGAGCAGAACAGGAAGCUCCAGGCUUUUAUGGAGAACUUCAGGGGUAUCGUAUCCCACUCAGUGGCUACCGCUAGGAAAGAAUUUGAGGGGAAGGGUCCCGAGUGCCUGACAAAUCUUGAAGGAGAGCUCACUGCUGCUCAGAACAAAGUUUCACCUGUAUUGGAGAAAUGCCUUCAAAAUAAUACUCCUGACGCCAGACCUGUUGAAGACCGCAUUGAUGUAUCACUCGCUAAAGGUGCCGAGAUCCUGGCUACAAUAAACGAGAUUGAAGUUGAAUGUGCAGGUGAGAAGGAAAUCGCCACAAGGGCAUGCAUCGCAAGGAGAAUCCCAAAAGUCUCAGUGGCCGUUGGAGUUUAUCUGGCAGGUGUUGGAAAGCUGAAGGGACAGGUUGUUGUCGCUCUUGGUCUGUCAUACGCUAAAAUCGGCAAAUGUAUAGUCGUCCCACUGAAGGACUUCAAAGUUGAAGUUGAGAAGGCAAAGCGGAAUGCUCGUGCUUGCGUCAAAGCUGCCCAAUAA
This is a messenger RNA of Diachasma alloeum, 698 nucleotides long. RefSeq lists its product as uncharacterized. The transcript is spliced from 3 exons. Bases 36 to 698 code for a protein of 220 amino acids. The record is from RefSeq and is a predicted model, not a curated record. NCBI's taxonomy places the organism in Eukaryota, Metazoa, Arthropoda, Insecta, Hymenoptera, Braconidae.